Penaeus monodon (black tiger shrimp) is the source of this 1007-nucleotide messenger RNA. Its product is annotated as cuticle protein AMP4-like. The record is from RefSeq and is a predicted model, not a curated record. Gene Ontology annotation, molecular function: structural constituent of chitin-based larval cuticle. The coding region runs from base 486 to 899 and encodes 137 amino acids. Lineage: Eukaryota; Metazoa; Arthropoda; Malacostraca; Decapoda; Penaeidae. Gene Ontology annotation, cellular component: chitin-based extracellular matrix. The transcript has 3 exons.
UCUCUCUCUCUCUCUCUCUCUCUCUCUCUCUCUCUGUUUCUUCAUCACUUUUGUUUUUCGCAUCUAUGUUACGUCCUAUCUUCAAUCUUUUCCUUGGAUAUUUUUAAUUUUCUUCUCUAUCAUUCUUGAAAUCAAUCGCUAAUUCCCUCUUUCUCUGUAUAUAUUUAAUUCUGUCUCCCCCCCCCUCCAUCUCUUUGUUCACUUUCUCUUUCAUUCCUUAAUUUCCACUUCUCUCUUUUUUUCUUUCUCCUUCCUUUCUCCUCUGGCUUUUUAGCAGGCCUCUGAAAAUAGUUAAGUUGGUAGACAAAUUACCUUUUUUUAUUACAGUGUCCACAUGCCACUGCUAGUCCCCUAAACCAGCUCCCAAGGAUAGGAGAGAGGUAGGUCGUUCAGAAAGGGGGGGAGGUAGUGGAUAGCCUUCCUUAUCAGCCUAAACCACCUAUAUAAAGGAUGCGGUUGCGGCCUUCCUCACUCGUCCUCACACCAUGAAGCUUACUGUUGUCCUCGCCCUCGCCUCCGUGGCCAUGGCUGCCAAGCUGCCGACCGCCCAGCGCCCCGUGGCCAUCCUCCGCAGCGGCCAAGUCAACCCUGACGAGAACGGCGCCCACAGCUCUGACUUCGAGGCCGAGAACGGAAUCGUGUUCCAGUUCUCGGGCUCCGAGGGUGUCAACGGCGGAGCCAACAUGAUCGGAACCUUCAGCUACCCCCAAGAGGACGGCUCUCUGGCCGAAGUCAAGUUCGUGGCCAACGAGAACGGCUACCAGCCCGAGUCCUCCCUCCUGCCCGUGGCCCCCGCCUUCCCCCACCCCAUCCCCCAGUUCGUCCUCGACCAGAUCGAGUUUGCUCGCCUCGAGGACGAGCGCAAGGCUCGCGAAGAGGCAGCAGCUGCAAGGCAGUAAACGGCUCCUGUGCAUCUGCAAACAUUUCUAAACAAAAUGUCCGAAAGCUUUCAUAAACAAAAUUCGUUUUCCUUCAUAAUGUAUGCAAGUAUUAAUUUAUAUUUUGUU